AUGACGACGACGCGCCACGAGCCUGUGCCGUCUGCAAGCGCCCCUACGCCGCGCGGCAUUUUGAAGCAGUCCAAACCGAAGGAUGGUAUGAAUGUGUCACACUUGCACUGGGAUGAAGAGAACCUGCAGGAGAACCAGCAGGAUUUGGAUAAUACGCCAGCACGCAUGAUCGUGGAUGAGCCCAAGACGCCGUUUGUGCACAAUACCCAAGCGCCCCCGCUGGAGCUAGAAGACUUCCAACUCGAUGCUAGCGCGCCUAGUAUUCAGGAGACAACCAAGACGAAUACGAUCGCCAAUGCACGUGGCUCGCAAGUGCCAUGCGAGGUCACCCCUGCAAGCGAACGUGUCACCGUGCCAAAGCCGCCGCUGGCGCCCAUUGAUCUCUCGAAGCUCGAUGAGGCGGAGCGAGCUGAGGUCGAGGCCGAAGAGGCGCGGCAUGCUGAGUUUGAUAGGAAACGGCACAAACUUUACGACAACGAAGGCGGCGCACUGAAGAUGGCGAUGAAGAUGCCCAUCGAGGACGAGGAGGAAGAAGAAUCAUGA
Messenger RNA from Malassezia pachydermatis, 543 nucleotides. RefSeq names its product ipp-2 domain-containing protein. Bases 1 to 543 code for a protein of 180 amino acids. The record is from RefSeq and is a predicted model, not a curated record. Gene Ontology annotation, biological process: regulation of signal transduction. Lineage: Eukaryota; Fungi; Basidiomycota; Malasseziomycetes; Malasseziales; Malasseziaceae. The transcript is spliced from 3 exons. Gene Ontology annotation, molecular function: protein phosphatase inhibitor activity.